AUUCCCGGAACAGGAAGUACCUGCGCUUUGCUGCUGACGUUGGUGCUAUACGAACUAGCGAUGGCGUUCACAGAUCAGUCCGUCUUAGACCCAACUGAUAAAGAAACUUGGGAGAAACUGUCGUUGUGGGAUCGCCGCACGGAUGCGAUGGCUCCCCUUACGGAGAAGCAAAUGGACUCUGUCCUGGAGCUCAGAGCCGCAACUGAAACAGUCUCUGUCCCGUCAGAGUUGCCCAUUGAGGACUUGGGCAGCCUUUCGUCGAGGUCCUUGCAGUCUCCCUUCACAGCGACUGUCCCCGCUUCGACAGAGGACGUCCUUCUCAAGGGUUUCCAGAUGCUGGACAUGGAGAAUGACAGGAUAGAAACAGCACAACAGUUUUUUGCCUGGUUUGCCAAGUUACAGACAAACAUGGACCAGGAUGAGAACGUGAAAUACAGGAAAACCAGAGAUGAUCUGAACUGCUACCAGGAGCAAUGCGAUGCUAUUCUGAAAGAUGUCAGUGCUGCUCUGGAGCACUUGGACUCCCUUCAGAAACAAUAUCUGUUUGUGUCCAAUAAAACUGGCACCCUCCAUGAGGCCUGUGAACAGCUCCUGAAAGAGCAGUCAGAGCUUGUUGACCUGGCGGAGAGCAUACAGCAGAAACUGUCGUAUUUUAAUGAGCUAGAAAACAUCAACACGAAACUGAACUCGCCAACCUUGUCUGUAAAUAGUGAAGGCUUUAUACCAAUGCUGUCGAAAUUGGAUGACUGCAUUGAAUAUGUUUCUUCACAUCCCAAUUUCAAGGACUAUCCAGUUUAUUUGGCUAAGUUUAAACAGUGUCUUUCUAAAGCUAUGCACUUCAUGAAGAUCCACAUUGUAAACACUAUGCAGAAUCUCACAAGCCAGUUAACGAAAAGGGAUCCUAUGAACCUAACCAACGCUGACAACGCCUUUACACUUUAUUAUGUUAAGUUUAGAGCAGUCGCACCUAAAGUUAGAUCACUAAUUGAGCAAAUAGAGCAGCGAGCAGAGAAGAUUCCAGAAUACCAUCAGCUCCUAGAUGAAAUCCAUCAGUGCUACCUUGACCAGAGGGAGCAGCUCCUCAGUCCCAGCAUUACAUCCACCAUUACUGACCUGACCAACCAAAACAGCAAAGACCACUGUGCUCUGGUUCGCAGCGGCUGUGCCUUCAUGGUUCACGUGUGCCAGGAUGAACACCAACUGUACAAUGAGUUCUUUUCCAAACCUACACCUAAACUAGACGAGCUGCUAGAGAAGUUGUGUUUGUCCCUCUAUGAUGUCCUCCGGCCUCUUAUCAUUCACAUCAUCCACCUGGAAACCCUGUCUGAGCUCUGCAGUAUACUCAAGAAUGAGAUGCUGGAAGAUCAUGUUCAUAACAAUGCUGCUCAGUUGGGGGCCUUUGAUGCAGUGGUGAAGCAGAUGCUGGAGGAUGUUCAGGAGAGGCUGGUCUACAGGACUCACAUUUACAUCCACACUGAUAUCACAGGCUACAAACCCGCUCCAGGGGAUCUGGCCUAUCCUGAGAAACUGGAGAUGAUGGAGAGAAUUGCUCAGAGUUUGAAGGAAGAGCAGAUGAAGCAGACGUCACAGGAAUCCAUGUUUUCUGACGUUCAACUAGAGGAUCCUGAUCGCAGACGAAACAGUAACGUCGGGAAUGUAGAAGCAUCAAGCCUACAGACGUCGAUCUCUCCUGCUGAUCUGCACGGCAUGUGGUACCCCACUGUCAGACGAACGCUUGUCUGUCUGUCCAAGCUCUACAGAUGUAUAGAUAGAGCAGUCUUCCAGGGUUUAUCUCAAGAAGCCUUAUCUGCCUGCAUCCAGUCUCUGCUUAAAGCUUCAGAUAUCAUCCUUAAAAACAAGACGCAAAUAGAUGGGCAACUUUUCCUGAUCAAACACCUGCUGAUAUUGCGUGAACAGAUUGCCCCAUUUCACACCGACUUUGCCAUCAAGGAAAUCUCACUGGACCUGAAGAAAACACGAGAUGCUGCCUUCAAAAUCCUGAACCCGAAGGCUGUUCCAAAAUUCUUCCGACUUAACAGUCACAACGCCAUACUUGAAUUCCUGUUGGAGGGAACACCGGAGAUAAAGGAGCACUACAUUGACUCUAAGAAAGAUGUGGACCGACACCUGAAGUUCAGCUGUGAGCAGUUCAUCCAGCAGCAGACUCAGAUCUUUGUGGGGAACCUUGAGGAGUUUCUCACCAAGGUCGCAGCUCUUAAAACUAUGGCUAUCCAAGGUGGUCCCACGUACAGUCUGUCUCAGCAACCUUGGGCACAACCAGCAAAGAUCAACGAUAUAGUGAUGGCUACCUACCGGGUGAUGAAGAGCAAGCUGCCAAGCACUUUACAGAGCAUGUCCUUGUACUUAGCCAAUAGAGACACAGAGUUCAUCCUUUUCAAGCCUGUCCGGAAUAACAUCCAGCAGGUAUUCCAAAGACUGCACGCCUUACUUCAGGAGGAAUACAGCGGAGAAGACCUUCAAAUCAUCGCAUGCCCAUCUACAGAGCAGAUUAACCUACUGCUGUCUGUGAAUAAGUAAUGUCCAAGUUAGACGUGAUGAUGCAGGUGAGCACUCCUUCGGAUGGCAAUAUGAUUCCUCAACUCUGACCAGAGAACAUCUACUUGAGGUGCAAGCUGGACUGGGAGUACUGAACUUAAAGCAAAAAAAACAAAAACAAAAACAAAAAAAAAAAAAACCCAACAAAUCCUGCACAAGGCCAAAGAUUCUCUAACAGAAGCGUACGUAAUUACAAGUAUGUUGAGGUUCAGGUAUUCAAGUCCAUAAUAAAAUGGGAAGUGGAAGUUUCUGGGGGGUACUGACUCGAUCAAUUUGUUCAACUCAAAUUGAAGGUUCUGUUGGGGGUGGUGAGGGUUGUUUACUUGUAGCAGAAAUCCAUUUUGACAAGAGUGGAUUUGUGAUCAUGGUUGCAUCCCCCUUAACAUCAGAUUGUUUUGAAUCAAAAUAAUUUGCACAAUAUGUGAGGGUGGGAGUGAAAAACAUUUAGAGUGUUCAGUCAAGGACACUUGGGUUGUUCGUAUAGAGGCACUAAAGGGUUGUUCAUCAGACAGGUAGCUAAUGGCCAGUAAGGGGGCUCGUAUUCAUAUGCAAGGAUUCCCCUGACGGUUUUGGGAGGAUAACGGGAGAAAAAUGCUGCAAAAUAUUUUAUUCUUCUAUUUUAAAAUGUAACAUUCAAUAAAAAUGUAUGGUGGUCUGGUGUGUUAUAGGACCCUCAGGUCCAACAGCUUUCCCAUCCCUGAUAUAAUGGCAAAAUCCACACAGCUGUUCUUUAUUUGUCAGAUGUUUUCUUUAAGAAGAAAUACGUUUUUGUUAUUAUCUUGAAAAUCUGUUAAAAAAAUACAUUGAAAUCUGAUGUUUUAUACUUUUUUCUUUUUAUAAACACAUUGAUCAAAACUAAUAUACUUUUACUUUUGGACUAUUGACCUUGGCAGUUUUGCACUGUAGACUGUAUGAUUUAUGGGUGUGUUUCCUAGCGGUCCUCACAGAGUAACAAAAAGUGACAGGACACUGUCAAUGUAAUAUUUGCUUUGGUGUGUGUCCCCUGUAAAAUGAUGUGUACAGUUAUACUAUUUAUGAACAUUCUGAUUAAAAAAAAAGAAAAGAAGGUUAAA
Molecule: messenger RNA, 3629 nt
Organism: Scatophagus argus
Lineage: Eukaryota; Metazoa; Chordata; Actinopteri; Scatophagidae
Gene: cog3
Product: component of oligomeric golgi complex 3
Exons: 23
Coding region: 61-2538 (825 amino acids)
Biological process (GO): intra-Golgi vesicle-mediated transport; Golgi organization; intracellular protein transport
Cellular component (GO): membrane; cis-Golgi network; COG complex
Source: RefSeq, a predicted model, not a curated record